AUGUCUACACAAGAAGACGAAGUGAGACUACUUAUCCAAAAUCUGCAAAAAUGUAAUAAUACAAAUGAAUGUAUAAAUUUCGAUUUGGCUAGUACAAUUCAAGAAUUUUUAAAUUCGCUCGAUAAAAAUUCAUUCGAAGAUAUUGAUAAAACAAUAAGAGAAAAUGAAAAAGAUAAAGAUUUAAUGAACAGCUUUACGUCUGCAGCUAUAUUUCUUGAAAAUUGUGUAAAAAUUUUAGGUCUCAAAAUUGAGCAUUUACACAACUUAGCUCAUAAUACAUUAUAUAAUAUAUAUAAAGAAAAUAAAAAUAGUAAUUCAAAUAAAAAACAAUUGUUAAUAAUUGAUGAAGAAGAAUAUUUAUAUAUUAAUGAAAUCAAAAAUUUAAAAAAUACAAUCACUGAAAAUGAUAUUAUAGAAGAAGAUUUAUUAGUUAAAACAAUUCCACUUCCAACAUUUUUAUUUACAGAUCAUAUAAGAGUCAAAAAUAAAACAGAAAAUCAUAAAAAUAUAAUAAAAUAUGAUGAAAAAGACAAUUUUUUAAUAAAUAAAAAAAAACUUUUAAAUGAACCUGAUAUAGAAAAUAUUCCUUAUAUUGAUACUCUGGGAAAUGAAUCUAUUAAUUCUAUCGAAACCAAAAUUAUGGAUUUAAAUUCAACAAAUAGUUAUAAAAAUAUGGAUAAUCUAAAUCUUAUAGAUAAUAAACAAACAAUAGAAAUUAGCUCAGUCAACUCAUUAAAUUUUGACAAACUUUUUUUAGAAAAUGAUGGAAUCAUUUUGUUAGAUAUUAACGAUUAUAAUAUAUUUAUAAAUGAUGAAUAUGAUUUUACUUUACAAAAUAAAAAUAGUACAAUCUUAUUUGAAAAAUAUGAAUUUUUUUCAAGAAAUAGUAUUUAUUUAUCAAAUAAUUUAACCGAAUAUAUACAUGAACAAAAUACUAUCCAACAUACAUAUAAAAUAAAUAAUAUUUAUGAUAUUACAUCUUUAAGAUUAUGCACAGAUACACUUUUAUUUAAAACAGAUUUUUAUUCAUAUGAUAUUGCAUUAGAUAUCAUUAAAAAUAAAAAUUAUUUAAUUAAUAAAUUUGAAAGGCAAAAAAAGAAAUUAUAUAUUCUUGAUGAAACUAUUCAUAAAGAUCAUAAAUAUAAUACCAUUUAUAAACAAAAUGCUGAUUAUUGUGAUUAUUGUGGUUCUAUAAUUACAUCUAUAAUAGAGCCAAACGAACCCAACAAUCGUUGCAUCUAUUGUAAUAAUAACACACAAAUAGAUAGGAACGAAAAAAAUGGAUUAUAUAAAAAACUUCCAGGAUAUUAUAACUUAAGUUGUUAUAAUAUUACAGAAACUGAAGAUUUUCUUACAUAUAUGCAACCAAAUAAAAUCAUAGACAUUAUUAUGAAAAACGAAAUAAAUGAUAUUAAUUUAGAUUCAAAUAGUACAACAAAUAAAUUUGAAGAAAAUAUAAUAGAUCCUAUUUUUCAUCAAAAUAAUGAUUUUACUGAUAAAGGAGAUAAUUACAGAUUGUCAAACGAUCAAAAAUUAUUUAGACAAAUAAAAAUACCAUCUUUAUAUAUACAAAAAUUAGGUUUAAAUAUAGACUACUAUUAUUUAGAACCACUAAUAUAUAAUUUAAUAAAAAAUCUAAAAAAAGAAAAAAAUGUAGAUCGUUUUUUUUCCAUAAAUUUUUAUGAUCAUAAUGAAAAUUAUGAUAUAGAAAUAUUAAAAGAUGAUUAUUAUCACGAAAUAAAAGAUGAACAAAAUAAAACAAUACAAGAAACAUUAAAUAUGGACACAUUUAUUAAUAUUAAAUCCAUAGAUAAUCAUGUUAAGAAUUUUCCUACAUCUAUUCUUAAAAAAACGGAUUCUAAUACCUCCUUGGUUUUUUCCUUUGAAGACAAAAUACAAGACAGAGUAAAUGCAUGGAGUAAUUUUCUUGAAGAAAAACUCGUGAUAUUAAAAAGACAACCACAAUAUAAUGUAGAAUAUUAUAAAAAAAAAAUUCUCAAAUAUAUUAUUAACAAUGGUGAUAACAUAUAUUUUCCAGAUCUUAUAAAGAAUGAUGAAAAAUAUCAGAUAUAUAGAAACUUUUUAACAACAUUAAUGUUAAUAAAUACAAACAAAUUAAAUAUUUCCGAAAUAGAUCAACAAAAACAUUCAAAUAAUAUUACCAAUUAUCAAAUUAACAUAAAAAAUAUUAACGUUAAUGAAUAUAUGAAUAUUUCCAGUGCUUUUGAUAAUACGAAAUUUACUAUAAAUGAUAAAAAAAGAAAAAUAACUGAAAAAUCUGAUAAUAUAGACAAUUCUUUUCAUUUAGAAAAAAAAAAUCAUAUUUAA
Messenger RNA from Plasmodium berghei ANKA, 2328 nucleotides. RefSeq names its product condensin-2 complex subunit H2, putative. Gene Ontology annotation, biological process: mitotic sister chromatid separation; meiotic chromosome condensation. Gene Ontology annotation, cellular component: nucleus; condensin complex. Gene Ontology annotation, molecular function: chromatin binding. The transcript is spliced from 2 exons. NCBI's taxonomy places the organism in Eukaryota, Apicomplexa, Aconoidasida, Haemosporida, Plasmodiidae. Bases 1 to 2328 code for a protein of 775 amino acids. The record is from RefSeq and is a predicted model, not a curated record.